This is a messenger RNA of Aspergillus sclerotioniger CBS 115572, 779 nucleotides long. RefSeq names its product MICOS complex subunit Mic12 family protein. Gene Ontology annotation, biological process: cristae formation. The record is from RefSeq and is a predicted model, not a curated record. Lineage: Eukaryota; Fungi; Ascomycota; Eurotiomycetes; Eurotiales; Aspergillaceae. The transcript has 2 exons. Gene Ontology annotation, cellular component: MICOS complex; mitochondrial crista junction. The coding region runs from base 322 to 690 and encodes 122 amino acids.
CUAUCGACUAUCGACUUCAUCGGUUGCGGUGGCUCGUCUUUUCAAGGGUUCUUCGAAUUGGGUGUACAGUGUGUUCCAUAGAGUUGGAGAGAUAUUUGUCUAUUUUAUACCUGCUCUUUCUCGCAGUGGACUAUCUAAACCAUCAAUCCAAUUCAUUUAUCCUUCCAGAUUGUCUUGUUCGCAAGGAAGGGCUUUGUUUCCCCCGCUUUUCACCUACCUACUACCCUGUCGACAUACCAAUCCCCCCUCUGGCCAAGAUACCUCGUGGGAUAUCUCGACGCUUUUACAAUAAUCAAAAUAAAAAAAAAACAUAAAGACAGAAUGGGCUUCUUCGCCGGCUUCUUCAGCGGUUUCGCCCUAACCACCUCAGUCCUGUACAUCACUCUCCAAGUCCACAAGGCCAAUCGCCUCGAGCAGCGCAAUGCCAUCCGCGAACAAACCCGGGCUUUGAACUGGAUGACCUCGUCUACUGGCGCGUAUGAUCGUCGCCUACUACCCAGUGAUGCCGAGCAAGAGGAGAUGAAGAAACUACGGGAGUCGAAACCGCCCAUGAAGGAUUUCUUGAAGCAGCGGUGGAAUCAGGAGGUGGAGACGUUGGCAAGGAAGGCGUAUGAGAGUCGGUGGGAGGAUGCGAGGGAUACGGCUGUUGAGGGAUGGAAGACGGUGGUUAGGUUGGUUAAGAAGGAGUAGGGGCUUUGAUUUAUGUGUGUGUGUGGUUUUGUUGGUUAUAUAUGUGGAUGAGAUGAGGGGGUGCAUACGAUGUGGAAUACGUUUCAGAU